GUGGUUGCAUUUCCUACAGAAACAGUUUAUGGACUAGCAGCAAAUGCUCUUGAUGCUGCUGCAGUUCAAGGCAUUUUUUCAGCAAAGCAACGACCAAGUGAUAAUCCUCUAAUUGUGCAUGUAUCUUCUAUCCAAAUGCUCGAAUCGCUGUUACCACCAUCACUCCCACAUCUACCCAGCAUCUAUGUUGCUCUUAUUAACAAAUUCUGGCCUGGUCCACUCACGAUCCUUUUACCAAAAGGUCCACAUAUUCCCAACCUUGUCACUGCUAGUCACGAUACUGUUGCUGUUCGUAUGCCGUCGCAUCCUGUUGCACUCGGAUUGAUUGCCCAGUGUGGAUUUCCUCUUGCUGCUCCAUCGGCCAAUACAAGCGGAAGACCUUCGCCUACUCUUGCAGAGCAUGUUUUUGCUGACCUCCAUUCUCGUAUUCCAAUGAUCGUCGAUGGUGGAAUGUGUCGUUCUGGACUCGAAAGCACAGUGGUUGAUGCUUUACGCAAUCCACCUGCAAUCCUUCGUCCAGGUGGUAUCACAUUUGAACAGAUUCGUCUGAUUGCUGGGUUUGAAAACGUUACGAUUUAUAACACGCAUUUUGUGGAUAAGGGGUUGGAAGAGGCUCCUACUACUCCUGGAAUGAAGUAUCGCCACUAUACUCCAAAUGCAGAGGUGGUUUUGAUAGAGAUUGGUGCAAAUGCUAUUAAACUUGACGAAACCAAUUGUGUGGAUCCGGAGUGUACUCGGGUUGGUGUUUUACGGGCUGGAAGUACUAUAGAUAAAUAUGACGUCUGUAAAGAGGCUGUUGAGAUACACCUUGGAGCUACUGCCGAGGAGAUUGCACGGAAUCUGUUUAAAGGACUACGCGAUCUUGAACAGCAUUAUUGUGCAUGUAUCAUUGUCGAAGGAAUUCCAGAUGUGGGUCAUGGGCUGGCUGUUAUGAAUCGAAUUCGGAAAGCAAGCACACACAUCAUUCAACCC
Batrachochytrium dendrobatidis JAM81 is the source of this 972-nucleotide messenger RNA. Its product is annotated as threonylcarbamoyladenylate synthase. The annotation marks the transcript as partial. NCBI's taxonomy places the organism in Eukaryota, Fungi, Chytridiomycota, Chytridiomycetes, Rhizophydiales. The transcript is spliced from 2 exons. Gene Ontology annotation, molecular function: nucleotidyltransferase activity; tRNA binding; double-stranded RNA binding. Gene Ontology annotation, biological process: regulation of translational fidelity. Gene Ontology annotation, cellular component: cytoplasm. The record is from RefSeq and is a predicted model, not a curated record.